Molecule: messenger RNA, 1884 nt
Organism: Penaeus monodon (black tiger shrimp)
Lineage: Eukaryota; Metazoa; Arthropoda; Malacostraca; Decapoda; Penaeidae
Product: glycosaminoglycan xylosylkinase-like
Exons: 8
Coding region: 10-1335 (441 amino acids)
Biological process (GO): protein phosphorylation
Cellular component (GO): Golgi apparatus
Molecular function (GO): phosphotransferase activity, alcohol group as acceptor
Source: RefSeq, a predicted model, not a curated record
AUAGAAGGAAUGAAAUACCGUCUGCUGAUCCGGGUGUUGUGCUGUGUCGCCUUGGUGUGGCUCCUGACGGCGUCCGUGCGCCUCGGCCCGCCAGGUGACGCGCCAGAGACACGAACGAGUUUCCAGCCAGUCUACACGAGAGAGAUUUAUUGUAAAGAUGGCCACGUCUUGCAGGGAAAUAAAACCCACUGUCCAGGGUUGGUCAUGCUAUCGUCCUUGUUCGCUCAUCUCCCGGCCAUAAAGGCAAAGUUUUCUUCUGAAUCGCAACACUUAAUCCGUUUGUUCGAAGGACUGAAAAAAGAUAUAAUGGUGCGAGGAGUUGCUAAGGAUCCUUGGGCAUUAGCGAGAACGUGGGCCAGUCCAAACUCACUGGUUCCGGAAACCGCUCCUGGCCUGGGAGACAUCCUGGCUGCCCUGUCCAAUGCCCCCAUCACAGCGGCUGACGUUGCUGUUGGAGUGUCGCAGCUCAAGAUCAUACUACAGCUUGAAGGAAACCAGAAAGUCAUGUUCUUACCCAAGAUAUAUCCUCGAAACCGCAUUAUUAAAGGAAAGAACAAAGGAGGCGACAGAUUUAAUGGAGAAAUCGUAGCCUUUCACCUGGCCCGCCUGCUGGGGCUGCAGAUGGCGCCCAUUGUCUCUGGCCGCAAGGUCUCGCUCAAUAGGCAGAUCCUCCCCGUAGCGUCGCGAAAGCUCGCUAAAACUUUCACCAAAAGCAAAGACGGAAGGACAUGUUUCUACGGAGUAUGUCGGUACUGCAGGCCAGAGGUUCGUGUGUGCGACGGCAAGGACUCGGUUCAGGGCGCUGUGACCAUGUGGCUUCCGCGACAUCUUCCUCUUUUGGAAAUUGAACAUCCCUGGCGAUUUAAUAAAUGGAAUAACCUUGCACGAUGGGAAAACGACGAAGAUUAUUGCGAGGAAGUGUUAAAAGGGAAUCAAGGGGGGAGGAUUCUGGACCUGAGUGGCGUCUCUGUGCUCGACUACUUGAUACAGAACGUAGACAGACAUCACGCGACCUACAUUGCGGGGGAACCGAAUUCGUCGCUCGUCACACUCGACAAUGGGAAAAGCUUUGCUGAUCCAGAGACUGACUACAUGGAUAUUAUGGCUCCAGUAAUCCAGUGCUGCAGAUUCCGGCAGGACAUGUACGCGCGGCUGGUCCUGCUGAGCGGCGGCGGGCUGUCCCGGGCCCUGAGGGAGCUCCUGGGCCUCGACCCGCUCGCCCCCGUGCUCGCCGACGCCCACCUCCGCGCCCUGGACCGCCGCCUCGCGCACGUCCUCGCCGCCCUCAGCGCCUGCAGCGAGAAGAAGGGUGGAUGGCACAACGUGCUUUUCUGAAAGUAUAUAUACACAUGGAUCGAUUUUUCGUGACUUAAGAUUUUUAUUUUUAUUUAGAUUUAUUAAUUAAUUUAUUUUUUUACCCUGCCGAAAGUUCAGCUAUCUUGAGUUCCUUCGACUGACAGCUUUGAAAUCAGACACAUGUAAGAUGCAUUUAUCGUGAGUUCGUAGUCAUUCCAUGAUACGAGAUUCGAGAACGAAAAGGGUGCGCUGUAAACAAAUGCUGACUUAUAUCACUAUUUUGUGGAGACUUUAUAUAUGAUUAAAAGUAAUGUAUUUUGUAUCAAUAAUACACUCCGAAUCUGUGAAUACGCGAAUAUAAUAUCAUUUAGGAGUUCCUAAAACAAAUGUAUUAAGAGUAAGGUGCAUCCUAUGACACGUAGCGUAUUCUGUAUAUUAGGCCCAAGAAGGGCCAGCGUCCUAAAAGUCAACAUUGAGAAGAACGCCUUUGAAAAUUUGCUCCGUUAAUUGAUAUUCAGCAGAUAAUAAUUCACGAAAUAUUUAUUUUUUCUGUGACAAAUCGAACUGUGUUGCAUGAAUCUAAUCAUU